AUGAGCAGCUCAAUCGAGCCGAAAGCGGAAGAAGACGAAGACGGCGAAGGGGAAGGAGAGGAUGAUGAGAGUGAAGACGAUGUCGAGAUCAUCAUGGAACCCACCUCACGCUCACUUGACCUGCGACCACAAAAUCGACUGGGUGCUCACCGUCCUGCAAAUUCUACAUCCACUCCCACAAAAGCUGGACCUCAACCACCAGGUCCAUCACUCACGACUGAGUAUACGCCGCGCGAACGCGGCGGCCCGCUAAAACCUGCCACCGAUGCCUCGCAAAACGCCUCACAAAUCACCUCAUCAACAUCCCAAACAUCUUCUGUCCAUGCGCCUGUUCCAGACUCAUCCCAGUCUAAAGUGGAAGAUGGGCCUGAUCCUUCCACAUUACCCCCCGUUACUGCACCCCCUUCUCAUCCGUUGAUCAACCCGUCAAUUCCUGGAACGCUCGAUGGACGCUCGAUUCUUGAAGUCGACAUCGCAAAUAUGGCGGAGAAGCCAUGGAGACGCCCAGGCUCCGAUAUCAGUGACUGGUUCAAUUAUGGGUUUGACGAAAUAAGUUGGGAGGCGUAUUGUUUCCGCAGGCGAGAGGUUGGAGACUUGGCUGGUGUUCUGAAGGCAAAUGUUCUGAACUUCGCUGGGAUGCCAGAAGACCAGCUCACACAGCUCCCUCCCGAGAUUCGCACCAUGGUCAUGGCGGGGUCGACUGCUAUGAUGGCAAAUGGUGGGGGUGGCCAGAUGAUGCCAGGCAUGAAUGGCAUGAUGGGACCGGGAGAUAUGAGCAUGCAGGGGAUGAUGGGCCCUAUGAUGGUCGGGAUGGGUGGUGACAUGGGUAUGGUCGAUGGCUCAGGGCAAGUACAGAAUCCGCAACAAGAGCAAGUUAUGGGCGAGGGAUAUCCACAAGGGGGACCGCCCGGGGGUAUGAAUAUGAAUGGAAUGGGGAUGGGCCCCGAGUACGGCAUGCAGGACCCAAAUGCUAUGCAGGCGCAGAUGUAUCCCAACAUGGAGGCACCUGCAGCGCCCCCGCCAGUGCCCGUUGGGAGUGGACCUCGCGGUGGCACGCCGAACCAGUUCAGAGGGAGGGGAAUAAAUCCAGGGCCUCGCGGUCGCGUUGGGUAUGCUCCCAGAGGCAGAGGCCCUCCAAAUGUGCCUGUUCGACCUGCUUCCCCGCUUCCACCUAACGUGCCCACCGGGCCUCGUAACCAGAACAAAUACAAGGAUCGGGAUAAUAAUGCCCAGGCGGUUGAUGGUUUGGACUAUGGCGGAGGCCAGGACAGAGGCGGUAGUAUGCCGCUAGGCGAACACGAUGAGAGGGUCGGUCGCAAGCGUCGAGAGCGAUCGCCAAGCGAUGACAGGAGAGACUCCAAGAGACGCUGACUGUUUGCGAGUCACAGUAGGGAUUGUGUGUACAUUAUGUCAUGCUUAUAUCUGUUCUUCCUCCCAUAAUUUCUUGGGCUACUCUUCUGUUUUAUUCCCAGUUCAGAUGAUAGAAUAGUGUGCCAUC
Heterobasidion irregulare TC 32-1 is the source of this 1498-nucleotide messenger RNA. RefSeq lists its product as uncharacterized. The transcript has 8 exons. Bases 1 to 1371 code for a protein of 456 amino acids. NCBI's taxonomy places the organism in Eukaryota, Fungi, Basidiomycota, Agaricomycetes, Russulales, Bondarzewiaceae. Gene Ontology annotation, molecular function: RNA binding. The record is from RefSeq and is a predicted model, not a curated record. Gene Ontology annotation, cellular component: mRNA cleavage and polyadenylation specificity factor complex.